AGAGGAAUGCUAUAAAAAAGGAAGAGCCGGCCAACUUCUUAGUUAAAGCCGCUGCAGGCGCCCGCACACAUCCACGCGCGCCCACGCAACCCUCUUCUCCCUUUCGCGAACUCCCUUCGGAGAGUCCCGAUGGCGCGGCGGUCCUUUCCCACGCCUGGCGCUCCAGCCUUGCUGCUCUGCGCGGUCUUCGCUCUGGUUCCCUCCGACUCAGGGAUUUGUUACCACGAGAAAAAGUAUGCAUUCGUACCGCUGAAACUAAAUGUGAUGUUACGAAUGUGAUAUUUCAGAAUUUAAAAGAUACGUACAUGGCACGCAUAUAUUCUGAAAUACCAUACGAUGAGGAUAAUUUGGAAACGCCUCCAUAUGAACUUUCUUCAGAGUUUGUACCUUACACACAAACUGUGCUUGGAACGCCAACCGUAACACGCUUUGAACAAAAAGAUGAAAUUCUAAAAGUGGAAGUAGCCGAUCCACUAACACCGUAUAGAGUUAACGGUACCUUGCAAACUAUCAGGGACAUAUUCAAAAAUGAUCUGGAAUAUCUGUUACACUACUGGAAGGAUCAGAGCACGGGCAAGCUCUUGAUUGGGACAAAAUCGUCAUAAUAGUAGCUGCUGCUGUCGGAGUCCUCAUUCUGAUUAUUGUUUCAUCCGUGGUGAUAUACAAGUGCAAAAAAGCAAAGCGCAGAUCAUCAGAAAAAGAAUAUAUGCCUCAAAUUUGUAAGGACAAUGACAUGCCCUGAUUGAGCAAAAGGCUCGAUAUGCGUUAAUGUUGCAAUGAUGCCAUGGUGGAGGAGGGAAAAUUCUCUGGAAACAAUAAUAACUGACUCGUCGUUGUACAGACGUUUAUGGUUUCUGUGAAACAUCUGGUUUUAAAACACUAUUUUAAACUCCUGUUUUAACUUCACUGUUAAGACGACGAGAACUGUUUGAAAUAUAUUAACUGACAUAUGAUGAUGAAAUGUUAGGGACGCGGUGGCUCAGUGGCUAAGACGCUGAGCUUGUUGAUCAGAAAGGUCAGCAGUUCAGCGGUUCGA
Molecule: messenger RNA, 1036 nt
Organism: Thamnophis sirtalis
Lineage: Eukaryota; Metazoa; Chordata; Lepidosauria; Squamata; Natricidae
Source: RefSeq, a predicted model, not a curated record